AUUUUUUUUUCUUUUAUCUGUUGGGUCUUCAGAGGUGUGAUUGCUGGCAUCUUGGAUCCGUGAUUCACUUUCUCUAAGGCCCGGAUCCGGUUCUGGAUCAUGGAUUAUUGAGAAUAUCCGAUGAGAGGAAAGGGGGUUGGGGGAAUAAAGGUGCGAUGGAGAAUGUGGGUUUAUCCAUGGAGAAGAAAGCUCCGGAGAGAAAAAGGGUACAUAUGCAGCUCCGCUGCAGGAGUAAAGGAGGAGAGGCAUUUUGGGUCAGAAACUUGUAGGCGUAUGGGAUUAUGUUGAUCCAUCUGUGUUUCUGAAAAGAUCUCUGAAGAUUUUACCUUGGAGGCUUUGCGUCUCUGCUUCUGUCUGAACUUCUUGGCCACCGAAAUUUCGAAAUUGCAUCUUGUUCUUGACAACUCCGGAGUAUCCCUGUAGGAAAAAGAAUUUAAGUUGACCGGAUGAUGGAUUUCUUCUUCGUUUUUCUUUUGGUACAGAAGGACCAGAACCAGGGGCAAGCGAAAUGUUGUCGCUGAAGGACCUCUUUGAUGCUUCAGGGCCUACGUAUUUGACAUAUGUGAAUUGGAACUGCCCGCACCACCAGCGUUCCGUCAUGGCGAGCCUUGUCCAGGGCGUGUACGUCCUUGAGCGCGACCGCCAGUGGAACCGGCAGGGCCCCGACGCCCGCGCGCCGGCGUGGUGGAGGUUCUUCCACUUCGAGCUGCGGCAGGUGCUCGUCGACGCCGCCGACGGCUCCAUCUUCGGCGCCGUCUACGCGUUCCAGCCGCCGUUCCACCUCCUGGACCCCACGGCGGCCGCCAGCGCCCCGCACCACGUCGUCGCCUUCCGCGGCACCAUCACCAAGAAGGGCUCGGCGAAGCGGGACCUGGAGCUGGACCUCCAGCUGGUCCGCAACGGGCUGGAGGGCAAGUCCCGCUUCCGCGUCGCCAUGCAUGCCAUCCACGACACGGUGGCCGCGGCGGCCGGGGCCGGGCAGCAGCGCCGCCGCGUCUGGCUGGCGGGCCACUCGCUGGGGUCGGCGAUCGCGACGCUGGCCGCCAAGACCCUGGCCAGGGCAAGCGCCGCCGCCCUGCCCACGUUCCUCUUCAACGCGCCGUUCCUGUCGGCGCCCGUGGAGCGGAUCGGGGACCGGCGGGUGAGGCAGGGCGUCCGCGUCGCCAGCAGCUUCGUGACCGCGGGCGUGGCGGCCGUCCUGGAGAGGGGCGGCGGCGGCGGCGCGCGCGACGCGUCGUUCGCGGCGCUGGCGGCGUGGGUGCCGAACCUGUUCGUGAACCCGGCGGACCCCAUCAGCGCGGAGUACGUGGGGUACUUCGACCACCGCAGGAAGAUGGAGGCCAUCGGGGCCGGCGCCGUGGGGAGGCUGGCGACGAGGAACUCGGUCAGGGACCUGCUGCUCGGCAUCGGCAAGGGGGGCGGCGGGUGCGAGCCGCUGCACCUGUUCCCGUCGACCGUGCUGACGGUGAACCGCGGGCCGUCGCCGGACUUCAAGACGGCGCACGGGAUCCACCAGUGGUGGCGCCCCGACCUGGCGCUCGAGUGCACCGCGCAUUACUAUUAGUACACUUAGUAAAUUGAGAGUUUAGACAUCUAGGUGAAAUUGCGGUUUGGAAACUUGUAGUGCAAUUUACUUAUAUCCUACAUAGUCUAUCGGACUGUUUAAUUGAAACAGAAACUGAAAGAGUCUCCAUGGAACUGCA
Panicum virgatum (switchgrass) is the source of this 1703-nucleotide messenger RNA. RefSeq names its product GDSL esterase/lipase At4g10955-like. Gene Ontology annotation, biological process: lipid metabolic process. Lineage: Eukaryota; Viridiplantae; Streptophyta; Magnoliopsida; Poales; Poaceae. The coding region runs from base 509 to 1564 and encodes 351 amino acids. The transcript is spliced from 2 exons. The record is from RefSeq and is a predicted model, not a curated record.